Messenger RNA from Zeugodacus cucurbitae (melon fly), 1587 nucleotides. It is a transcript of the gene nvd, whose product is annotated as cholesterol 7-desaturase nvd. The transcript has 8 exons. NCBI's taxonomy places the organism in Eukaryota, Metazoa, Arthropoda, Insecta, Diptera, Tephritidae. Gene Ontology annotation, molecular function: 2 iron, 2 sulfur cluster binding; chlorophyllide a oxygenase activity. Gene Ontology annotation, cellular component: chloroplast. Gene Ontology annotation, biological process: chlorophyll biosynthetic process; cholesterol metabolic process. The record is from RefSeq and is a predicted model, not a curated record. Bases 249 to 1499 code for a protein of 416 amino acids.
UAAGUACACAUACGUAUAACUUCAAUAUGACUUUCGGAGAGUAGUAAGAACAGCGAUAUACUAAGCGAGAAUAUAUUGAAUUUAUAGUGUAAAAUGAUAUAAGAUACCAGUCAUUGUAAUAAAAGAGUGCCGUCAGUGCAAGUUUAUUUGUAAUUAAAAACUGUUGAACUUAUAAAAGUUGAAAUACACGUAGAGCUAAAAUUUUGCAGAUAUUCGUCCCGACAUCCCUAUAUACUGGUUUCGACGUAAUGGACGUGUAUUGGAAUUCUUUCUUGUUAAAAUGCAACUUUUGUGUUAAAACAUUUCACUUAUUAACUCCUGAAAACAUGUUCUCAAUUAUAACGAUAUUAUUCAUAGUUACAAUCUAUUGGCUCUUCCUCGUACCUUGUAACUGGAAAAAGAGACAUGCGCCUGAUAUAAGUUUUAAUAAAAGGAAUAAUCGGUCACGUUUAAUAGGCUUGAAGCAAUUGCCUCCUCCCUAUCCAAAUGGCUGGUACUGUAUUUUAGAAUCAUCAUUAUUAAAACCAGAGAGCAGUAGAUAUGUUUCUUGCCUCGGAGAACAUUUCGCUAUUUUUCGGAACAUUGACGGGGAAGUAAGCGUAUUAAAUGCUUAUUGUCCUCAUCUUGGUGCAAAUAUGGCAAUUGGUGGGCGAAUAAAUGGUGAUAAUAUUGAGUGUCCUUUUCAUCAGUGGAGCUUUAGGGGCAGUGAUGGAUCAUGUGCAAAUAUUCCUUAUAGCUGUGGCGAUCGUAAGGGAAUUAAAGUUCGAAAAUGGAUAUGCCGCGAAAUAAAUGACAACAUUUUCAUUUGGUAUCAUUCGGAAAGUGAAAAAAUUCUAUGGGAGCUGCCUUUAUUUACUUCAAUUGAAAACAAGGAAUUAGUUUUCCAAGGUAGCAAUGAGUUUUACGUUGACUGUCAUAUUCAAGAAAUACCCGAGAAUGGCGCUGACUUAGCCCACUUUUCAGCAGUACAUCAAACGUGUUUAUUUUCGAGUGGACAAAAUCCUGAUAAAAGUUUGUUUCUUAAAUAUGUGCAACAUCACUGGAAGGCCGCAUGGAGUAUUUUAUCAUCAUCAAAAAGCCAUAUCGCAACACUCCAUUUAACACAUCAUCUCCAGUUGUUUUUUAAAUAUCAGCUGAUUCAAGUAGAUAUAAAAGCUAGACAGAUUGGUCCUUCUUUCGUACAUAUGGAUUUGAACUCGUCGGUAUUUGGGCAUAUUGAAAUUCUGCAAACUGUAACUCCAAUUGAACCACUUGUACAAAAAGUUUCUCAUAGGUUCUAUGCAAGCAGAGCCCUGGGCCCUAUUAUAAAGAUAUUGAUAUUCGCCGAAAGUGUUAUGUUUGAAAGAGACAUGGCUAUCUGGAACCAUAAAUUAUUUCGAAGCACGCCAUUGUUAGUAAAAGAAGAUAUUGGCAUAAAAAAAUUUAGAAUGUGGUUCUCGCAAUUCUAUACAGAAAACAGCAAGUCCUUUAUUGACGCACGAAAAAUACUGGACUGGUAAAAUAUUUUAUAAUUUUUUUUAUUACAUGUACUAAACUAAAAUUUUUCAAUAAACAGAACAGUUACCUAAAAAGUUUUUAAUCAAGCUA